This is a messenger RNA of Papilio xuthus (Asian swallowtail), 3328 nucleotides long. RefSeq lists its product as uncharacterized. The coding region runs from base 236 to 763 and encodes 175 amino acids. Lineage: Eukaryota; Metazoa; Arthropoda; Insecta; Lepidoptera; Papilionidae. The transcript is spliced from 4 exons. The record is from RefSeq and is a predicted model, not a curated record. Gene Ontology annotation, molecular function: protein-macromolecule adaptor activity. Gene Ontology annotation, cellular component: membrane; endoplasmic reticulum.
UGAACUGCUUCUGCGCUACAGUGUUUUUCCGCGCAAUUUGAUUACAUUUUUCCCACGAAAAUAUGUAAUGCAGGUGAAAUGCCGCAAUGCGAAGCACGUUGAACGUUACCACAUCCAUGCAGAGUGAAAUAACACACUGUUUAAUUCAAUUAACUCAUGUAAUCCUCGUUCGAAUUUGGGUCGACGAACUUUGUUAAUGGUUUGUAAUAUUUUCUUGCGUUACUAACGAGAGGUUAUGGCGGUGCAAAAUAAAGUGCUUUACGCUUUUCGCGGGUGGAUAGCAUUUGUUGCAUUCAUGGAUUUAGGCACCGCUGGACGCUCGUACAUAGAAAGAAGAUCAUUUUUAAGUCAUAAUGGAGACACUGACCAUUUGGAGGGUGACUUUACAAUAUCACGAAUGUUGGGAAUGUACUCCGUGUUAAAAGCCCUGGCUCUAAUACAUUGCACACUCUAUAUACAUUAUAAACCAGUUGUAUCGAUGGGGUACUGGUCGUUAUGUUUGACGAUAAUUUUAUAUGUCACAGAAGCGUUUUAUUUCCAUUCGACGAAUCUCAAUUUUUAUGUCGUCUUUCCAUGUAUUUUAAACAUUAUUACACUUUUGGGAUUAAUUUAUUUACCAGGUAAGUUAAAGUUGUGGGGAACAAUACCCGGUACAUCGGGUGCAGACAGAGAAGUGGACGACGAAAACUUACAAAUAUUACGACAAAUGGGUAAUUUCCGACGACGGAAAGCUGGCAACCCUAUUAAAAAUAAACACGUUUGAUCAUCUAUGGUCGGGGGAUUUUGUGUCUAUUGUCGGGGAUAACGGAAUCGAUCGGAUAUCUUAAAUAUUGUGAUAAAAACAACGAUAUAAAAAAAUUGUUAAAAGCUAAAUGCAAGUGGAUCGUUACUAAACAUUUAUCUUUUGAUAGAGAUUAAAAAAAAACAAGUUUAAAUUAAACGCAAUAGAAAAUUAUAUUGAUAUUUUCAGACAGUUUUCAUAAUUCCAGUCCAAUGAAUAAAUUCACGAGAAUACAACUGGAAAACUGUAAAUGGAAUGCACUUUGUGGUUUCCAGCGUGUGAUACUUUUUUAAUCGUAAUUCAGUAUUGGAAACGAUAAUUGUACUGGAAUUAUGUAAACUGACCGUUAUUUUAUUAAUAUAGUUUUGACCUUCAAGGAAUUAGAAAAGCUAGAUAUAGAAAAUUAAUUUACAAUUAAAAUAUCUCCUAAAAGAUCUGAUAUCUAGAAAAAUUCUGACGUAUUUAGUAAUUUUUAACUUAAAUUUUUUGUAAAUCUAAUUAGAUGUGAAUGGUGUUUGAUGGUAGAGCGUUACUUAGUGUAGAUUUAAUUAAAAAACUACACUAAGCUAAUGUUUAGUGAUACUCCAAAGAGCGUGGUAGUGAGUCCCCUAAUUGAUUUUUAAUCUAGUCUUAGAGUUUACCUCCAAUUCUUAGUGUUUAAAUUAUAUUCUAGCUUAAACAUAUGUCAACCCUUUUAUUAGAAGCUGAUAUAAGACAUUACGAGAAGUUAAACACUCUUUAUAACCAUCAUCAGCUCUAUACGUCCCACUGAGGGCCUCUGCACCUCCCCUAAGUGAGACUAUGUGAUAGUGAAUGCUGGUCCAGUGCAAGACUUGACACAUAUGUUUGAGUUUGUCAGAUAUGUGCAGCAUCACGAUGUUUUCCUUCACCGUAACAACAUAGGAUAAAUGUACAUAUGUAAAUGUAACACAUUCAUACAGGAUUACAACACAGGACAUGCAGAUUAUAAGUCAACUGCUUAACACAUGAGUCACCGACUCUCUUAAUAAUGUUUCCAUAAUAUCCUCACCAGUGUUUAAAGGGUUACAUGUGUUUAACUAUUUUCUACUCUACAAUCUUUUAUCCAAUUUUAUCACUAAUUUUACUUCCCGCUUUAAAAAUGCAACAUACUGUGUAAUCUAGUGCCUAUAGCUUAUUAGAACUUAUAAGGUUUUGACUACAGCGAAAGUAGUGUUGUCUCUGUUUUAUCAAAGGGAAUGUAUGAGAUAGCUAUAUGUACAGUCGGGGAAAUUCGCGGUGUUAACAGAUAGUUACUCUGCCCCUAUUUAUUAAUAAUUAGGUAACAAUGCGUUGGGUAACAACGGGAUAAUAGUAAUAAGCAAUUUGAUGUUUAAUACUGAACGAUUCUUUUUGUAAAGUUGCGUGUUAUUGGCUAUUGUUUAGUUCAAACGACUCACUUUAAAGUUGUAGCACCACCAAUUUCUCCGAGUGUACAUUAUUUCGUUGUAGUCAAAUUCUGAAUAUAUAGGAUGAUUAAAUAUACAUUUAUAUGAAUUGUAACGACCAAUAUUUACAGCACUUUUUAAUAAUUCAAUUUCGUGUGAUUUUUUAAUUAGUAAAUAGGACUAAUCGUCAUUAUAUCGUUUGGUAGAUUUACGUUUUUUAUACAAAUUCGAAAUUCAAAUUUAAUAUCGUCGUCUCUUUUAUUCUCCUUUGAAAAAAAGAGACGAAAAUAUAGUUAAGUUUUACUCUCAACAUAUGUAAGAUUGAAUUUUUAUUCUGAUGUUAAUUUGGUACAUAAUUAUACAGGAUGUUUAAGAAAUAAGAAGCAAAAUAUUUCACAACCUGCCCUCUAGCGGACAAAUUCGACAAAUUUCUUUGACUAUCGUAUUAGUCAAAUAAAGUUUUGCCGUCUUACAAAUUUCUGAACACCCUGUAUACCCUUAUUUACUAUGAGUAUAUUUUGUAUAAUGUUCUUGUUGCGUCGUAUAUACUAAUAUUAGUUUGCGUGUGUUAUGUAGUUUUUAGCUAUAUAAUUUGUCACUGCAGUGCCUACUUAUUAUUAGGUGUCACUAUAGCAUAGAUUUAACAAAUUUUAAUAGAACUGUCGACAUUAAUAUAAUAAUUCCAGUUGAGAGGGUAGACAGAAAUAAUUUUCAUUAACUCCAAACGUUUGCACAUAAUCUUUCUUACAUAGUAUCGGCAAAAAUACUCAAAUAAGCGGGACUAGACAAAGAGCAUUCGCUUCGAAGCGAUUCCAUAACGAACUUCAAAUACAUAUAGAACUGACAUUUACUUUCGUUAUGUCACGUGAUUGUCACGAGUCAAUUUUGACAAGCCAGGUGACAGAGGCGUAGUCACAAAACAUAUAAAACCUACUUAGAUACAAAAAUGAUAAAAAAAAGUUAAACGAUUCAAACUUUCAUAUAUUUGUCCGGUUUCGCCUCCGCGAAGGACCCUGGAGGGUGGAAUGUGAUUAUCAUCUCUCGUAUACUUAUGCUUAAUGCAACCCCACAAACCUUCCAAAAUAAAACCUUCUUUGAAUAAAGAAAAAGAAAACAAUAUUAUACGAAUAUUUAAAAAAUG